Molecule: messenger RNA, 1193 nt
Organism: Camelina sativa (false flax)
Lineage: Eukaryota; Viridiplantae; Streptophyta; Magnoliopsida; Brassicales; Brassicaceae
Product: protein MRG1
Biological process (GO): regulation of DNA-templated transcription; chromatin organization
Cellular component (GO): histone acetyltransferase complex; nucleus
Source: RefSeq, a predicted model, not a curated record
AGAUUCAUAUUAAAGAUGACACACCUUUUGUGAGAUGAUGAGAAGAUCUCUGCCUCUCGCUCUCGGUGACAAUGGAAAGCUCGUCGAAGGAAGCGACGGCUUGUGAUGGAGAUACGGCGAGCGGUGGCGCCUCACCGACUAACGACGGCAGUCUCUUCUCGGAGGGCGAGCGUGUUCUCGCUUACCAUGGUCCUCGCGUCUACGGAGCCAAGGUUCAAAAAGUGGAGCUUCGCAAAAAGGAGUGGAAGUACUUCGUUCAUUAUCUUGGUUGGAACAAAAAUUGGGAUGAAUGGGUUAGCACUGAUAGAUUGUUGAAACAUACCGAGGAGAAUCUUGUGAAACAGAAAGCUCUGGAAAAAAAGCAAGGAACAGAAAAGGGUAGCAAGUCUGGGCGUUCGGCUCAGACUAGAACUAGAAGCUCUGCGGACACAAAGGCUGAUAAAGAUGAUACCAAGACCAAUUCUGCAAGAGGAAAGAAGCGAAAGAACGAGGCAGGCAAUGAGAAGGAAAACGUAUCGUCAGAAAAGUUAAUGAAGAUCCAAAUGCCCGCAACACUUAAGAAGCAGCUCACUGACGACUGGGAGUACAUUGUGCAGAUGGAUAAGGUUGUGAAACUUCCGCGCUCACCUAAUGUUGAUGAGAUAUUGACCAAGUAUCUUGAAUUCAAAACCAAGAAGGAUGGAAUGAAAACAGAUUCAGUCGCUGAAAUUUUGAAAGGCAUAAGGAGUUAUUUCGAUAAGGCCUUACCAGUGAUGCUCUUAUAUAAGAAAGAGCGACGACAAUACCAAGAAGGAAUUGUGGAUGAUAUUUCACCUUCAACUGUGUAUGGCGCCGAGCAUUUGCUUCGUCUCUUUGUGAAAUUGCCGGAGCUUCUUUCAUAUGUAAGCAUGGAAGAAGAAACAUGGAGUCGUAUGCAACAAACAUUAUCAGACUUCCUUAAGUUUGUUCAUAAGAAUCAGAGUACCUUCUUGCUACCAACAGCAUAUGAUUCUGAUAAGUUGGCAGAUAGUAAAGGCAAAGGAAAAGACGACUGAGAGCUGCAGAAAGAAAAAAUAUGUCUGUAUGGAGAUGUUGUAAUUUUAUAAAUACCUUCAUUUUUCUGAUGAACACACAAUUGUAACAUUUUUCUGAGAUCUGUUGCCGAAUAUGAACAUCUUUAUAGGCCGUUCAAGUGAACAAUUUGGUUUGUGUUU